Triticum dicoccoides is the source of this 3528-nucleotide messenger RNA. RefSeq lists its product as uncharacterized. Bases 729 to 3089 code for a protein of 786 amino acids. The record is from RefSeq and is a predicted model, not a curated record. Lineage: Eukaryota; Viridiplantae; Streptophyta; Magnoliopsida; Poales; Poaceae. The transcript has 12 exons. Gene Ontology annotation, molecular function: hydrolase activity, hydrolyzing N-glycosyl compounds.
CCGCUCGGCUGCUCCCUCUCUAUCUGACCCGGGAAGGAGGCGGGGGGCACGUCAGAAACCUCGCCGCAGUUGAGAGAGCUCGCGCGCCGGUCAGCUAUGGGAGCUCGGAGAAGAUCCUUUGCGAUUCCAUGACAUAGAUUCAUGGUCGGGGUCUCAGGGACGGCGGCGGGCCAUCAGUGGUUGCGGAUCGGCGAUACAGCACGGCGCCUCCUACCGCGCACGAGGAGAGUCGGGAGGCGCGUCGGCGCGGCGGAGAACGCCUGCGCCCAGCCCAAUGUCCGGACAGGAGGGCAUGGAUGCAAAUGGGCGCGCAUUCUAACUGCACGCUCGGCCUUGAUUCUCCACCUAGCAGCUUGGUCUGUAACUGUGAAUCCAUGGUCGUGCUCUCGCGCGGUCGUGGGGGGACACAGACGCGCCGCCUGCACGCUGCUCUACGGUCCGUAAGCGCCUGAGAGCCCACCGGAAGCCGUGUUUUCCUUCCUCGCGGCGAGGCAGAUACGGCUUGACGGCAUGCCAUUCUGUGUGCUCCGGCCGGUGGGGUGGCGGCCAGCCGGCCACCGCAAUACCAGUCCUUUGCGUGACAGCUUGCUCGGUCGACGGGCGCCGUGUCACCCCUGCUCCCUACUCCUUCAGGAAUCAGGCUUCAGACUUCAGAGGCUAUAACUAUCAGCGCGAACUCAUGGACUGAUGCUGGUCAUGCAGUAAACCAGCUGUAUGAUCUCCUCUACAUGAUGGGCCGUGAUGACAUUGCGGUGGGAGUCGGAGGGGAGGGUGGUAUAUCCAAUGAUGGUAGAAUUUAUCCUCACGUUGGUGGCUAUUUCCCAAUAAUUGACCAGGGAAUGUCAACAAUAGGGGAGUGUCGAUACCGACAAUCAAUUCCACAGGGAUCAGGUGGCCGCUUGGACAUCAACGCGAAUUAUGGAGUUCGACGGGAAAUUCUUCCUCAGGGAAAUAGAAGUUACUCCCCUCUUCAACAGCCAACAACUCAACAAGUGAUGAUUGACACCAUAUCCGCUGGGCCAACGAAUGUCUUCCUCGUCGGAACACAUACAAACUUUGCGCUCUUCCUCAUGAGCAACCCGCACCUAAAGAAAAACGUGAAGCACAUUUACAUAAUGGGUGGGGGUGUGAGAUCGCAAAAUCCCACUGGUUGCUGCCCCAAGAACGACACAUCAUGCGUGCCACGACAAUGUGGUGAUCAUGGCAACAUGUUUACAACUUACACCAAAAAUCCAUAUGCCGAGUUCAACAUAUAUGGAGACCCUUUUGGCGCGUAUCAGGUCUUUCAUUCUGGUAUCCCGAUCACCCUUGUGCCACUCGAUGCAACCAACACGAUACCAAUCACUGAGUCCUUCUUCAAGGCAUUUGAGGAGCAACAGAGCACUUAUGAGGCACAGUACUCCUUCCAGUCUUUGAAGAUUGCUCGCGAUACCUGGUUUGAUGACCAGUUCUAUACAAGUUACUUUAUGUGGGAUUCUUUCAUGUCUGGUGUGGCACUCUCAAUAAUGCGCAAUGGUCAGAAACCGAAUGGCGAUAACGAUUUUGCUGAGAUGGAAGUGAUGAACAUAACUGUGGUUACAUCCAAUGAACCAUACGGUGUGCAUGAUGGAUCAAAUCCAUUCUUUGAUGGACAUGCAAGCCCAAAAUUUGAUUUAUUGAAAGGUGGUGUACAUAGUGGUCAUGUUCAGACAGGAUUCAAUGAUUCAUUUUGUGUUUUGGAAGGGAGCAUUAAAGGAAAAUGCCAGGAUGGAUACACCAAAGAGGUGCAAGGUCCUGACUCGGUUGCUGUACUUGUCGCAGUGAAGGCAAAACCUAAUAGAAAUGUUAAAAGUCCUCUUGAUAGAGAGUUUUUUGACCACUUUCUCGAGGUCCUGAAUCGCCCUGAACACACUGGGCACUUCAAUUUCACCGAUCAGUUUCGUCACUACAAAGAGAUUAUGUACAAACCUGAUUUGAAACAUCAGAUUAGAGGAAAGCCCGUCAUUUUUGACAUGGACAUGAGUCCUGGAGAUUUUCUUGCCCUCUUGUGCCUCCUGAAAGCACCUAUGGAAGCAAUUGAUCUGAGGGGGAUAUUGGUAAGUGGCAAUGGUUGGGCAAACCCAGCUACAGUAGAUGUUAUCUAUGACGUUCUUCAUAUGAUGGGCCGUGAUGACAUUCCAGUAGGACUUGGGAAAAUUACUGCACUUGGCGCCCCUGACCUUGGAUGUGAAUACGUGAAAGCCAUACCACAUGGUUCUGGUGGUUUUCUUGACACUGACACCCUUUUUGGACUAGCCCGGGUGUUGCCCAGAAGUCCUAGAAGGUACACAGCAGAAAAUUCAGUAAAAUAUGGUGCUCCAAGGGACACGGCGCGCCCUGAGCUCAGGCAGCCAUUGGCUUUUGAAGUUUGGCAACAUAUUAGAGAAGAACUCAAACCAACUGACAAGAUAACCAUCCUGACCAAUGGUCCUCUCACAAACAUAGCAAACAUCAUUCUAUCUGACACAAAAGCAGAAUCAGUAAUUGAGCACAUUUUUAUAGUCGGGAGUCAUUUGGCUGGCGGAAAUGGAGAUCGAGGCAAUGUGUUCACUGUUCCAUCAAAUAAGUUUUCAGAGUUCAAUUUCUUUCUUGACCCUCAAGCUGCCAAGGCGGUUGUAGAAUCCGGUUUAGACAUCACUCUCAUUCCUUUGAGAGCUCAACGCCAGGUGGAUUCUUUCAAAGAAGUCACAAGAUCGUUGUGUACUGCUGAGAAGACUCCUGAAUCAUUGUUUGCAUACCAGUUGUUGCUGUCAAUGCAGAAACUGCAAAAGAAUAACCAAGCAUAUCAUCACAUCGACAUGUUCCUUGGUGAGCUUCUUGGUGCUGUGUUCUUGGUUCAGCAAUCGCAUCUGAAUCACUCGAUCACCCAAAGGGCUAUCACUGUUAGAUCUGGUCAUGUAAGCAUCGAUGGUCAGACCAUCCUCUGCCGGACGAAUGGAAAGGUAGUAAAGGUGCUAGAUCAUCUCAACGCGGAUGUUUACUACACCGAGUUUGCGAAGCUGCUCAAUGCAAAGAAGCAGUCUGCGGUCGUGGGUAGCUUUGAUGAGCAGAAAAGAAUGUGGAAAAAAUGACGCGGUUCUGCCAGAUAGUCUGGCGCAUGGAAAGGAAAAUAGAAUUCUCGCUUGCCCUCCUCCUUUUGUUGUAAAAAUGUCAACACCGCAGAGCUCGCCGGAGGAGAAGCUCUUUUUAUUAUAUCUGUCUUUCGAAUACCUGCUGCUGCUGGCUUGCUGCAAGAUGGUCGCCGGUGAGAAAGAAGGGAGUCAUGCAAAAAGGAACGGCAACCAAGAUGGUGAAGAUGCGACUUUUUUGUUUUGCUUGCAAUGAUAGUUUGGUUUAUGGUUUUUCUGUUUGUUGAGAAAUUGGAGGGUGAAAUCCACGUCCUGUAAGGAAAUAGUUGAUUCUCUUAUGCAAGGUAGUUUUGUGGUAUGAUGAUGAUAGAGGAUUCUGAAAUUCCAGAUGUAGUAUGGUUCAAAACAUUGCAUAUAUACUGAAACUGGCAUGAUUCGGUAA